This is a messenger RNA of Crotalus tigris (Tiger rattlesnake), 2903 nucleotides long. Its product is annotated as beta-1,3-galactosyltransferase 5-like. NCBI's taxonomy places the organism in Eukaryota, Metazoa, Chordata, Lepidosauria, Squamata, Viperidae. The record is from RefSeq and is a predicted model, not a curated record. The transcript is spliced from 5 exons. Gene Ontology annotation, molecular function: N-acetyl-beta-D-glucosaminide beta-(1,3)-galactosyltransferase activity. Gene Ontology annotation, cellular component: membrane. The coding region runs from base 284 to 1240 and encodes 318 amino acids.
UGCUCUAACUGAGAAUGGGGGAAUUACUAAUGAAUCAACCAGGAGAGGAGAAACGAUCUUUUGUAUGAAGAGUGCUGCAGUUUCUGGAUUAUUAUUGGAGAAUUCAGAAAAGCUAAACCUGGGAAACAUUCUCUCUUCUACAGUCCAACUUAUCUAAACAGUGAUCUUCAGCUAAAAAGCAUAUGAGGAACCCACCUGGUACAAAACUUCCAGUACUGAAGCACAUCACAAACAUUGGCUUGUUGAAGAAGUAAGAAUUCCUGGGAAGUACUUUGUCCAAAAGAUGGCUUCCAAGAGACUCAGACAGAUAUUUUUUUUGACAACCAUACUGGUCUUUGCUGGGUUAUACUUUUUGAUCAAGUGGACUUCAGUUGGAGAAUGCAUCUUCUGUCAGACCAAAACUGAGGACAUAUUUUUAAAACAAGGCAAUGGACAAUUUUUAUUGGUACCUCAUUCAGACUGUAGCCAGAUCCCUCCAUUUCUGGUCAUUCUUGUAACUUCCUCUCCUACUGAUUUAAAAGUUCGUGUAAUAAUCCGUGAGACCUGGGGCAAAAAAAGAUUAAUAGCAAAUAAAUUGAUUGUAACCUAUUUUCUUUUGGGAAUUACCUUGAAUCCCGAAGAACAAGUUGCUGUGAUUAAUGAGAGUCUGAAAUAUGGAGAUAUUAUCCAGAAAAGUUUUGUAGAUACCUAUUAUAAUUUAACAUUAAAAACUAUGAUGGGCAUUGAAUGGAUUCACAAAUUCUGUUCACAGUCUAGCUUUGUAAUGAAAGCAGACUCAGAUGUGUUUGUAAAUACCUACUAUCUGACUGAACUCCUUCUAAAAAAAAUCCAGAAAACCAGAUUUUUCACUGGCUUUUUAAAACAAAAUGACCAUCCAAUACGGGAAAUAUCCAGUAAGUGGUAUAUGAGUAAAAAUGAAUAUCCAAGAAAUGUGUACCCUCCUUUUUGUUCAGGGACUGGCUAUGUUUUCUCAACAGAUGUUGCUAGUCUGGUGUAUAGAAUUUCUGACAAUAUUACCUUUGUUAAGCUGGAGGAUGUAUUCAUUGGCUUGUGCCUUGCUGAACUUGGUAUCAAACCGGAAAACCUCCAUUCUAAGCAAACCUUCUUCCCUGAAAGGCUUAAAUUUUCACCUUGCCGCUUUAAGCAAAUAGUAACCAGCCAUUUUGUGAAACCUCAUGAGCUGAUGAUCUAUUGGAAUGCACUGGAGAAAUCCAUGGAUGAAAACUGCCCUGAUGGCUGAAAUCCUCCUGAACUGGGGGCAGAUGGCUUUGAUGAGGAAAUGUGUCAAAAUUAUCUUCAACUAGGCCACCAGUAGGCAAAAAUCUGAAAUACUCAAACUGUUUUUUAGAGAUUUCAUAGUUCAUUUAGCCUGAUGUUUCCCAGUCUCUGAAAAUGUAGAAUGUGUGGACUUUAAUUCUUAGAAUGCUUAGCAAUGGCUAUGCUGGCUAGGGAUUUCUGGGAACUGAAGACCACCCAUCUUAAAGUUGCAAAUUUGGGAAACAUUGAUUUAGCUAAAAGAGUUUUGACUACACUAUUUUACACACCAAUCCUGUGUGCGUUGGCUAAGAAGCAAGUCUUAUUUAAUUGGCUUAUUCCCUAAUUAAAUUGCAUAAUGUAUGCCUUUGAGGUUGCAAAUUGAAAAUCUCGUUUCCUCUAAUGACAUUGCCCUUUUGAAUUUAUCAACAUUUUGUUAUUUUUAUCAACAAAUAUUUUCCACCACUGUUACUAAUGAUGUUAUGUAAUGGUAUGUGGGAAGGAUCUUGGGAGAGAGGGCAAGGAGAUGCUGUCUAGGGAAUGAUCAGAUAAGAGACAUCAUGAUCUACAGUGAUAAGGAGGGGUAACAGGCUCAGAAGAGACCCUUCCUAAUUUCUUCGAGGGUAAAGAAGGUGGGAAGAGAACUGUACUUUCAAACUUGCAAGAUUCUGUUAAUGUAGUAGAAUUAAUUCUGUUAAUAAAGUAGAAUUAGUUGAUCUGUUUACUUUGUAUGGUAAGGCUGAUAUAUUAACACCAAUCCAGGAUACUGUAAAGUUCCCAUUUAGUAAUAUAUGUUAACUGCAUUUGUAGUUAUUUUAUACAGGUAGUCCUCGACUUACAACAGUUCAUUUAGUGACUGUUCCAAGUUACAGCAGCAUUGAAAUAUUACUUAAGACCAUUUUUCACACAACUGUUGUAGCAACACCAUAGUCAUGUGAUCAAAAUUCAAACGCUUGACAACUGACUCAUAUUUAUGACCAUUACUGUGUCACUUUUUGCGACCCUCUGACAAAGUCGGUGGGGAAGCCAGAGUCACUUAACAAACAUGUUAUUAACUUAACAAUUGCAGUGGUUCACUUAACAAUUGUGGGCAAGAAAGGUUCAGUUAACAAAAUGUCUCACUUAGCAAGAGAAAUUUAGGUUCCAAUUAUGGUUGUAAGUCAAGGACUACCUGUAUUUAUUUGAUAUAAAUAAUAUUCGAACAUUUACUGGAUAAUCAUUCUAAGUCAAGGGUGAAAUCCAAGGUUUUCCAGGGAUAAAAGUUUCUAUUAGCAGAAUCAGGAAGGAGAAGGUAUUGCUUUCUCCUGAAGCCUGUCCCUGCCUGCCAUGUAUAAGACUUCUCUGGAGGAUGGGAGAAAAGUUCCAGCAGUGGAAAGCAACCUAGGGAGCUGUUAGGCAAUAAGAAGAGAAGAAUGCUUCCUCUAAGGAUUGGGACAGGGUCGAGGACUGUAUCAACUGGAUAUAAUGGAGAGGGUUGGUUGGGGUAUUAGUUUUUUGGUUUCAAAUCUGAUAAUGUUUUUAUUACUAUUGCUGUUGCUAUUGCGAGUCGUCUAGAGCAGUGGUUCUCAACCUGUGGGUCGGGACCCCAUUUGGGGUCAAACGACCAUUUCACGGGGGUCGCCAAACCACGCUGUCCGCCAUUUUUUCCC